Molecule: messenger RNA, 405 nt
Organism: Lentinula edodes (shiitake mushroom)
Lineage: Eukaryota; Fungi; Basidiomycota; Agaricomycetes; Agaricales; Omphalotaceae
Product: HRDC-like protein
Exons: 5
Coding region: 1-405 (134 amino acids)
Biological process (GO): nuclear-transcribed mRNA catabolic process, deadenylation-dependent decay; positive regulation of translational initiation; transcription initiation at RNA polymerase II promoter
Cellular component (GO): P-body; RNA polymerase II, core complex
Molecular function (GO): nucleotide binding; translation initiation factor binding
Source: RefSeq, a predicted model, not a curated record
AUGACUACUAGACUUCGACAUCGUCCAACGGGAGAGGAAGAAGAUGCUGCUGCCCUCAAACUGGGCCCAGAGUUCAAUAAUGCCGGUUGUCUGUUGAUUUCUGAGGUCAAAUACUUGCUUGAGAAUCGAGAUAAAGAUGCACCGGAUACUGCUGUAUAUAACAAAACGCUGGAAUAUGUCAAAACUUUCACCAAAUUUAGCACUACAGACUCUGCGAGCGCAGUCCGAGAGACUUUAAGAAGAGAACCUGCUCUCACGCAAUUCGAGACAGCUCAGAUUGCCAACCUCUGUCCCGCUGAUGCGGAAGAAGCUAAAAGUGUUGUCCCAAGUUUGGUUAAAAUAGAUGACGACAGAUUGCAAGCAUUGCUCGAUGAGAUUCAGACAAUGCGGAAAUUUCAGACAUAG